AUGUUAUGUGUCUUAUUUGUUUAUUUUUGCAUUGCAGUGAAUGAUCUAGGAGGGGACUUCAUGGGAGUUGGUAAAGGCUCCUUAGCUGCUGAUAAGGUUGUUGAAGAAAUAAGAAGGAAAGGCGGAAGAGCAGUGGCCAACUAUGAUUCAGUGGACGCAGGAGAGAAGGUUGUGAAGACAGCACUGGAUGCUUUUGGAAGAAUAGAUGUUGUGAUCAACAAUGCUGGAAUUUUGAGGGACCGUUCCUUUGGUAGAAUAAGUGAUGAAGACUGGGAUAUCAUCCAGAGAGUUCAUUUGCGGGGCUCAUUCCUGGUGACCCGGGCAGCGUGGGAUCACAUGAAGAAACAGAAAUUUGGAAGGAUCAUCAUGACUUCAUCGGCUUCAGGAAUAUAUGGCAACUUUGGCCAGGCAAAUUAUUGUGCUGCAAAGCUGGGUCUUCUGGGCCUUUCAAAUUGUCUUGCAGUUGAAGGCGAGAAAAGCAACAUUCAUUGUAACACUAUUGCCCCUACUGCUGGAUCACGGUUGACCCAGAACAUUUUGCCUGAUGAUCUUCUGGAAGCUCUGAAGCCAGAUUACGUGGCACCCCUGGUCCUUUGGCUUUGCCAUGAGAGUUGUGAGGAAAAUGGUGGCUUGUUUGAGGUUGGAGCAGGAUGGAUUGGAAAAUUACGAUGGGAGCGGACCCUUGGAGCCAUUGUAAGACAGAGGACUCAGCCAAUGACUCCUGAGGCGGUGAAGGCUAACUGGACGAAGAUCUGUGACUUUGAUAAUGCCACCAAGCCUCAGAGAAUUCAAGACUCAAUUGGCGGUAUAAUUGAAGCUCUAAAUAAAAUAGAUUCAGAUGGAGGAGUUUCGGCAAAUCAUACCAGUAAUGUGACAUCAACAGCUACAUCAGGAUUUGUAACUAUUGGCCAUAAACUUCCUCCAUUUUCUUCUUCUUAUACGGAACUGGACACUAUUAUGUAUGCCCUUGGAGUGGGAGCAUCUCUCAAGGAACCGAAAGAUUUGAAAUUUAUUUAUGAAGGGAGUUCUGAUUUCUCCUGUUUGCCUACCUUCGGAGUUAUUCUAGCUCAGAAAUCUAUAAUGGGUGGAGGAUUAGCAGAGAUUCCUGGGCUCUCAGUCAACUUGGCAAAGGUUCUUCUUGGGGAGCAGUACUUGGAGUUAUAUAAACCACUUCCCAGAGCAGGAAAAUUAAAAUGUGAAGCAAUUGUUGCUGACGUCCUGGAUAAAGGAUCCGGUUUAAUAAUGCUUAUGGAUGGAGCAGAUGAGUAGUUUGACAAUGCUACUGGCUAAUGAAAAGAAGAGAGCAUUACCUUAUUUAUAGACUUUGGGCAUUACUACCUAGCGGCUUAAAUGUGAAAGCUGAGGUGUGUCUCCUGAUUAACCCUCUUCUGGAGAUCUCAUGUCUAUGGAUGCAGCCUGGGAGAGCACGAGGGGUUUCUGAAGCCAUGUCACCCUGAUGACUCGGGUGGAGUUCUUGCCCCCCAGCCCUCCAUCCCUACCCCAGAAAUCUAUCAUGUAACUCCUGCUGCUAGCGAACGCCCUUUCUCUCCCAUCCUCGUGCUAUACUUUCUUAGCCCCAAGGAAAAAAGGUUGUGGAUACCUGUUGGAUUUCAUUUUGUUCAGUUUGCCCUCAGCCUGUCAAUUGUGCUAUCAAAGAAGCUCUCCAGGUUUGUGUCAUUCCAGAAUUUGAUAUACGUAUUGGGUAGAUUUCCAUGGUGCUUCUGGGCAGAACAAGGACAAAUUGAGGGAUGGUACAAAACGCAGGUUUAACUUCAACGUAGGGAAAACUUUGAAAAAUCAGAAUGGUCUCAACAUGGAAUGGGUUUCCAUGGAGGGUAGUGAAUUCCUUGUCAGUGGAGAUGUUCCGAGUG
Balaenoptera acutorostrata (minke whale) is the source of this 1871-nucleotide messenger RNA. Its product is annotated as peroxisomal multifunctional enzyme type 2-like. The record is from RefSeq and is a predicted model, not a curated record. NCBI's taxonomy places the organism in Eukaryota, Metazoa, Chordata, Mammalia, Artiodactyla, Balaenopteridae. Bases 1 to 1269 code for a protein of 422 amino acids. The transcript has 16 exons. Gene Ontology annotation, molecular function: oxidoreductase activity.